Molecule: messenger RNA, 4253 nt
Organism: Homalodisca vitripennis (glassy-winged sharpshooter)
Lineage: Eukaryota; Metazoa; Arthropoda; Insecta; Hemiptera; Cicadellidae
Product: nascent polypeptide-associated complex subunit alpha, muscle-specific form-like
Exons: 15
Coding region: 853-3615 (920 amino acids)
Source: RefSeq, a predicted model, not a curated record
UCUCGUUCUGGGUCUGCCCCGGGACGUCGCUACGGGCCUCUCACAGUUCGGUAACAGUUGCAGCCGGCUCUGCUCGCCCGUGUUCUGUGUCUGUGAUAUUCGUGCGGCAAACACCGAGACGCCGUGCGGCUUGCAGUCUAUCAGAUCAUCGACACUGAGAAGGACGAGGUGAAGAAGGGCGUGGAGGUGGAAGGGUGUGGGUUCUGGGGCAAGGACCAUGACUACCAGACUGUGAGCGUGACAAGUUCUGAACUCUCUGACUCCGACCCCGGAGACCGCAGUGGCGGCUGCAUCAGCCCCUGCUGGCAGUUCGAGUCCGACAAACCUCCGUCAGCCUCUGAUGAAGCAGAUUACAGCACCAUACAGUACAGCUCUAUAUCGUUUGGAUCAGACGGACCAGUGUAUGAAAACACAGUUGGGUACCUCCAGCCUUCCCCUUCUCUACUCCUGAGCUACUCCCCGGAGGAUGAUGUUGAGGACCACAUCUAUGACUACGUAGACAAUUCUCUGCUCGAGUCUAGACCGGCAAACAUCUUCUUGUCUUUGUUGGAAGGAGAAGGAACAACAAUCAGCCCAGAUCCGAACAUCUAUGAAGUCCCUCCUGGUGCCAUAUUCAACUCAGAAUCGUGCUUCGAGGAACUGUUUCCACUGAGUGACAUCUCCCCACCAAAUGGGUUUCAAGACAAGUUGACGUGGGAACGCUUCCAUUUAAUCUCUGGCAACGGUGAGGACAACAAUGAGGCCAUUUACUCUCUCCCCAUUAAAUUUAGCCUGAACGGCUCCGCCAUUGUGAAACCUAGAAAGAAGAAACUGCGGCCCGGUAUCGAAGAAUUGCUCAAUCAGAUUACUACGAUGAAAGAUACAACGAUGGAAGAAGAACAGAAGGACAACAAAAGUGAGGAGCAGGAAUUACCUCCUCAGAACGACCUAACCAAAGAUGUAAGUUUAAAAAGUGAAUCGAAAUCUCCUACAGAACCGAUAGAUAGCGUAUCUGAAAGUUUCCCAGUCACUGUAAGUACUUGUCCUAGUAGCAAUGAAGUGAUAGUAGAAAAUAUUAACCAUGCCAUUCCGAUCAACCUGACUGUGCUCCAAGCAACUGUGGAUAGUUUACCAGUAGAGGCAACAGAAGUUCCGGAACCCAGAGUCACCGAGACUCAAGAUCCACUGAACUCUAAGGAGUUUACAUCCAUAAUUGAAAUAUCAGGAGACGGCACAUGGAACACGGCCAAGAUCCCCUCCAGUCAUGUGGAGACCUCGAAGGCCAUUGAAUCAAUCAUUCCGGAUGAGAGUGCAGAACAAGACUUCCUAACGGUGAAUGCCGAUGCUAGAGCGAAACAUGUCACCCUAGCGUACAGCGGACAGUACUACACCGGCAACUGCCCUGUGGCCAGCAUCAAACCGAUGAAACACGAACAAGACGCCUCCGUUGACACCAAGAAGAAUAUCGGAGCCCAGAUCAUGGAGAAAUAUGAGGAGGAAAGGAAGAAGAUUAUUGAAAUAAAGAACCUACCGGACAUAAGCUUGCUGGACGUAGAUGAAUCCUUGGAGGAGAUACAAAAGGAGCGUCGAAAGAUCAUUGAGAGCCAAGCAGUGCGUGCCAAAAGGAUAGACUCUUGGAUCAAAGGAGGACCUGUUCCCCUUGAUGCUGACGGGGUUCCUGUCAAAUGUGAGCUCCAAGACUGCGACGAUGCCAUUCCACUCCCAGACUCCGACUCUAUCAACAUAUACCUGGAUGAAAAUGGUGAAGUGGUGUACGACUCCAUCAUCCAGAACAAGAGCAAGAUCAAGUCCUACUGGGAGCAGCUGAUGAUAGCUGCUGAGUUAUCCAAGAGUUCAGCUCACCAGCACGUCUACAGUCACCAUCUGCCUCAUGCUCCGACCCCAGCUGCUGCUCCCGCCCCCGCCCCAGCUCACACCUCCCCACCAGCCACCACCCCUCACGUAGUCCCGGAGAAGAUCCCCAGUCCAGACCUCUCCGAGACAGAGUACUACGACGCCUUAUCCCAUAUCUCUCAAAUUCAGACUCCGGAGUUGACUGAGAAGAGCGCAGGAGCUGAAGGGCUGGUUGAGACUGUUGUCCAGAGAGACAUCCGACUCCAGAGGGAGAGGGAGUUGGCACUAGCAGAGGAGAGGCAGAAGGCUCUUCGCAGCACUAAGACUCCCAUAAUGACCAAGACUGCACAGCCCACCUCCUUGCCCACCCCCACACCCGCCCCCGCCAAGGAAGAGGAGCUACACCGCCAGCACGACGAGGCGUACCUCAGCAUCCCGACUACGGACGAAGGCAACUUCUCCGAGUACGGGAGUGAGGACAAGGAAGACAACAGCCCAGAUGAGAGCCGUGUCACCAGCCCUGUCGGACCAGCGGGAAUCACUUCCCAUCACCGAACACAGUCCUUGGAUUCUAUGAGUUCUGGGCACAGCUCAGGCUCAGGCUUUGCUUCUCAUCCUGAUCUAACUAUGACGAAAACUGAACGCCGACAGACUUUCGGGCCAGUUAAGCCCUUGGACGAGCCUGAAGACAUUGACCUUCUCACGUUUGUCAAGACCAAUACUCCAAGUGUUUUGAAAGACCAAUCCCUGAUACCUGAACCCCUCGAAGUGGAGGUGCGGAACUCAGAGUGUGAGUCCGGACAUGAAAAAGAGACCCCGAUUGAGAGGGAAAUCAGACUUGCACGAGAGAGGGAGGAGGAGUUGAGACGAGAGAAGCGUAUCUCUGCAAUUCCCCUGGCAGUGUCGCCCUCUACCAGCAUCCCACCAGCGGUCAUCCCCACUCCUCCACCUGCGGAACCUGAAAAGAAGGUGGAGCCUGUGCGGCGUGCAGCUAACACACGUGUGUCACCUGCCACACAGCGCGUGCAGCAGGAGAUCGAGCAGGCUACUGAGAGGGAGAAAGAGCUUAAACGUUGGACUUCCGAGAAGGAGGUGGCCCCUGUAGAGAGAAAACUGAAGCCCACAACUCUCAACAUCGAGUUCAACAACAAGGACAGCCCACCACCACCUUUGCAGUCUCCGAGAACUCCUGUGAUGAAGAGUGCAGGAGCUUCGCCCAAGAUAUAUAUCCAGAACCCUCAACAGAAGGGGCUAAUGAAGCGGUUCCUGGCGUCGAGGGGCAAGAUGGGGUCAACACCCCGCCUCUCCCCCACCUCUGCCACAAUGCCACCACUCCGCUCCCCCGCUAUCUCACCCAGUAGCCUGCUGACUGAACCGUUUAUAAGUUUCACAUCCGUCGUGCAGAGUAAGGAGAAAGGAGAGGAACCAAUUAACCUUGGCACCAGACCCGGUUAUAAAUCUGCAGAGGACAAAAUACAAAACGAACUUCGUGAGAUGAGGAGGAGAGAGGAAGAAUUGAGGCAGCAGCGACGCACCAGUCUCUACUCUGCCCGUUCCCAACCUGACCUGCUCAACAUCGACAAUGAGCCUCUAGAGCCUGAGCCCUCCUCGCUGGAGGAUGAGCCCACCAGGCUGCCCAACAUGUCUAAACUACGUUCAGCCCUUAGUGUUCAAAACCUGUUGGACGUUGGAAUGGAGGAUAAGCCUGCUCCAAGACGUCUUCCCAAGAAGAAGUCUGCGCUGAUUGAACAGUGGGAGAGUAGGAUUAAAAACACAAACUGAAUGUUGCAAUCCAUGUCCUGAACUGAGUCAAGAUUCAUGAGAUGAUAAAUAUUAAGCAUAUUUCGUUAAAUGUUAAUUCUCUGUUCGUCAAACUUCUUAUACCUUAUUGGAUUUGUAGAUUUAAUUUAAUUUUGACAGUUUAAUUUGAAUACUGUAAUAGCUUUUGACUAACCUAAAUUAUAUGUUUUUCAGUGUAGUUCUCCAAUAUUCCUUAAAACAGUUUCUCAUACAUUAUUUAAUCUGAAAUUUAGUAUCGUUUUAUAUGAUUAUGUGAGAGCAGCUCCAGGGCUGUUUAAAAAACUGUUUGAUUUGUAUGAUGGAGAUGUACAAUCGUAUUAUUCUCGGUUUUUGUUAAUAUUUACUAUGUAAGCUGUUAAUUAGUUAUAGAUAACGAUAUAUAAAUAUAUUUAAGGCUUAGCUUUAAAAAUAAAGUUUUCGUCUGUAACAUUAAUCAGUAAUUGUUCUACUCGAGCCAGACUUAAAGUCUACAGAAUUGUUCUUUCCUCAAAGAACGGACUAUGCUCUGGCAAGGGUAGUUUGCUUUGGCUCCGAAAGCCUAAACUUGUAUAAAAUCUUAAAGAAUGGUUUUGAGAAUUUGGCUUAUCAUAAUGCUUUUAAUAAAGUUGUCAUUACCAAAA